Messenger RNA from Nematolebias whitei (Rio pearlfish), 1488 nucleotides. It is a transcript of the gene neu1, whose product is annotated as neuraminidase 1. The coding region runs from base 81 to 1292 and encodes 403 amino acids. Gene Ontology annotation, cellular component: lysosome; cytoplasm; membrane. The transcript has 7 exons. The record is from RefSeq and is a predicted model, not a curated record. Gene Ontology annotation, molecular function: exo-alpha-sialidase activity. Gene Ontology annotation, biological process: oligosaccharide catabolic process; ganglioside catabolic process. Lineage: Eukaryota; Metazoa; Chordata; Actinopteri; Cyprinodontiformes; Rivulidae.
UAUGUCGUGUUUUAAAAUGAGUACAGGUUCAGAUAGCCCUUUAGUUCGUGUUCAUCUGGGAGCGUUUUGACUCCCGGCUCAUGAUUUUUAUUUUGUUUUUCGGAGCGAAGAGAAAAGUUUUUAGGAGAAGAAUUUUCAACAUGGAAACCGGAAGUCGAAUGUUUUUUAUGUUUUUGCUGCUGUCUCCGUGUUUUUGUGUUUUCAACCCUGCACAGAUUGACCCUUUGGUUUAUGAUGAGCAGCUGCUGUGGGUGAGCGGAAUCCAGGGGGAGGUAAGCUCCUUCAGGAUCCCCGUGAUCACCUUCACGCCCAAAGGAAGCCUGCUGGCGUUCACCGAGGCCAGGAAGUUGUCGUCCAGUGACAUCGGAGCCAAGUUCCUUGCAGUGAGACGGUCCACGGACAAAGGAAGCACGUGGUCUCCGACCGCCUUCAUCGUGGAUGACGCGCACCACCCGAACGGCCUGAACCUGGGCUCGGUGGUGGUGGACGAGGAGGCCGGUUCGGUCAUUCUCAUCUACUCCUUCUGCUUCCACCUUUACCACUGCAGCCCGGCCAGCACCAUGAUGGUGGAGAGCGUGGACGACGGCCUCAGCUGGGGCGUUCCCAGAAACCUCUCGGUCCAGCUGGGAGUGAAAGCCUUCGCUCCCGGGCCGGGCUUCGGCAUCCAGAAGCGCUACCCGCCUGCAAAGGGCAGGUUGGUGGUUUGUGGCCAUGGAACGCUGGAGGGCGACGGUGUUUUUUGCAUCCUGAGCGACGACCACGGGCAGAACUGGUACUACGGAGCGGCGCUGAAGAGCAUCCCUUACAACCAGCCGAAGAAAGCUCAGGACUUCAACCCUGACGAGUGCCAGCCGGUUGAGCUGCCAGACGGCAGCAUCAUGAUCAACGUGCGGAACCAGAACAACUACCACUGUCGGUGUCGCAUCGUGAUCCGCAGUCUGGACGGAGGGCUGACUCUCCCCGUAGAGGAGCUGUUUUUCGACAACAAACUGGUGGAUCCAGCCGUGGCCGCCGGAGCGCUGCAAAAAGACGGCGUGCUCUACUUCACCAACCCUUCCAACGAGCAACACAGAGUGAAUCUGACGCUACGAUGGUCGCUAACCAGUGGAUUGUCUUGGGAAAAUAAAGCCGUUCAGAUAUGGGAGGGACCAAGUGGUUACUCCUGCAUCACGUCGUUGGGCGGUAGCUCAGUAGAAGAUGAAAAGUACAUCUACGCCAUCUAUGAAAAGGGCCACAAGGACUACUGGGAGACCAUCUCAUUCGUCAAAAUAAACCUAUACGGUGGUCGGUAGAGAAGCAGAGCAGGUUCAAACCUCGAAGGGAAGCAGGACGAAUAUUUGAAUCCAGCAUCUUUCUCAGGAAGAAAAAGGCACGUCUUAAAAACAUGCCUGGAAAAGUGCUUCGUUUCUAUUUUGCCAAGCUGUUGCACAGUUUCAUAACGUUCUCGGACUCGUAGUUUAAAAAACCAAACGUGACCAAGGAGCACAU